UGUAGGCCUGUAAUGACCAAAAACCUAAUAAGCUAAUCACAAAUCAGCAUUCAAUCGUGGCGUCAAUUUUGAACACAGUCAACGCCGUUAAUUCUAGCCGGCUCUCCAUUUUCUAAAAUUCCAAAAUCCUCUUCAUAAAUCCUCUCUUCUCUCUGCUCUGCUCCAAUUCCAUUUCAUUCUCUUCCACAUCUCAUUUUUUUUUUAACGAUCUAACGGCUGCGAUAUGUCGGUGAAAACUGUUAAAGUUAGCAAUGUCUCCUUAGGGGCAUCAGAGCGCGAUAUCAAGGAAUUCUUUUCUUUCUCUGGUGAUAUUGAAUAUGUUGAGGUGCAAAGUGAUACUGAACGAAGUCAAAUUGCAUAUGUUACGUUCAAAGAUUCUCAGGGAGCUGACACUGCAGUUCUUCUUUCAGGUGCAACAAUAGUUGAUAUGUCUGUUACCGUGACUUUGGAUCCAGUUUACCAGCUUCCUCCUGCUGCUUUUACAGCAUCAGUGCCAGCAGGAAAUAAAAGUGCUGGUAAUUCAGUAUCUGCUUUUCAGAAAGCAGAAGACGUUGUUAGCAGCAUGCUCGCAAAAGGUUAUAUCUUAGGUAAAGAUGCUGUGGGCAAAGCAAAGUCUUUUGAUGAGAAGCACCAGUUGACUUCAACUGCAAGUGCUAAAGUGGCCUCAUUGGACAAAAAAAUUGGUCUCACUGAGAAGAUAAGCAUUGGUACGUCCAUUGUUAAUGAAAAAGUUCGAGAAGUGGAUCAGAAACUCCAGGUUUCUGAUAAAGCAAGAUCAGCAUACUCUGCGGCAGAGCAAAAAGUUAGUACUGCUGGAUCGGCCAUUAUGAAAAACCGGUAUGUUCUCACUGGAACCACUUGGGUAGCAGACGCUUUUAGUAAAGUUGCAAAGGCAGCAGGGGAAGUGGGCCAGAUGACAAAGGAGAAAGUGGGAACGACAGAGGAUGAGCAAAGACAGAAAAUGGUUACUGAUUUUGCACAUGUUCAUUUAUCUGAGUCUCCAAAAGCUUCUGAUUUCAUGGAGCAUCAGUCAGCCAAACCUGCACCAGCACAAGGUUUAGUCCUUUGAGUUGAAGGCCUUGUAAGUAUCUUUGAGGACUUCCAGUUCCUCGUACUACAUCUCAUUUUCCAAUUCCCUGGUCUAUAAAGAAAUGGCAAGCGUACAGCAAUAUGUUCGAUAUGCAAUUUUAGACGAUUUCUUUUGGAUUUGUACUUCUGACUGCUACAGAAUUUGAUUGAUUUGAAUAUAAAUGAUAUUUUCAAGUAGAUAAAUUCAUAA
Molecule: messenger RNA, 1279 nt
Organism: Lycium ferocissimum
Lineage: Eukaryota; Viridiplantae; Streptophyta; Magnoliopsida; Solanales; Solanaceae
Product: binding partner of ACD11 1
Exons: 5
Coding region: 224-1069 (281 amino acids)
Molecular function (GO): RNA binding
Source: RefSeq, a predicted model, not a curated record